CCGGCCCCCCCUCCCCGCGAACGGGGGCGGGGGUGCCUGGUAUAUACGGCCCCGCCGCCCCCGCCCCUGCCUGCCUCCUGCAGUACGGGAGGCUGCGAGCCGCCGCCGCGCCGCGCCGGGCCGGGCCCCGGCAGGUGGGCGAGCCGUGCCGAGCCGGGGCUGCUGCGGGGUCUUCAACAUGGCUGGCACUGACACAGCUACCUUCCUGCAUGCGGCUCAGUGCAACGUCACUCGAUGGUGUAGAAGAUGGACGCAGAGGAGAAGGACAGAGCACAGAGGAGCCCAGGAGCAGGGAGCCUGGCCAGGGGCCCCCUCAGGUGCUGUGCAGCAGCUGGUGUUGUGAAUCAGGCCGUCACCAGUCGGAGAACGGCUACUUCACAACACCAGGGUCGCACCGCACCACGCUUCGACCGCGGCUGGACAAGAGCAGCUUUCCUGUGGGCAGGCAAGGGACGUGGAGCACCUCCUGGCUGCUUCCACGCGAGCCCAGACCUGCAAAGGUAAUCAGGUGCUCAACUCCUAUUUAGGCACCAGCCUCCCACUGAAGUCUGAAAUAGAAGUUAGGCCCCUAAAUAUCUCUGUGGGUCUGGCCCCGAAACCCUGCGUCGCUGUGCAGUGCAGAGCUUCAGCAGGCACAGGGCAGCACUGUCAGCAGCAUGGUCACUGCCUGUUCGCAUGCCAUAUGAAAAUAAGCUUUUAUUAAGCUGUGGAAAACAGUAAAAAACUCCUCUGCAUGCUCCACAUGUGAUUCUCCCUGACAGUUGCAUCUGUGGUCCUUGCCUGUGACUUGUUCUGAUCCCUUCCCUACCUCGACACCCAACCGCGUCGUCUUUGUAAAAGGUCAUGGACGUACCAGGAAAAAAUGGGCUCCUUGCUAUUGAUACUGCACCUGGUCAGUCUCUGCCAACGUGCCUCUAUCUAAACCAGCCCUAGGUGUGUUGCGAUGAAUGAAAAAAUAAACGGUGGCAUCAGCCAGAAGUGGUACCAACAACUGCAGUCCUUAAAAUAAAGAAAAUGUUGCUAAAGCAGUGCCUCACAAAUUCUUAGGUGUAGAGGGACAGUGAGCACACUCAAACCAAGUGACCCGCAUGUAACAUGUGCCAUGCAUUUCAGAUUUUAAAAACAGGCUCUUCUCUGUCUCCUCCUUUGUACCACACCACCAGUGUGAUGCUAGUUUGAGAGGAGUGGGUUACAGAAAAGUGCUUUCCAUCCAAAUCUGGAUCAUGUACAUGGAGGGUGGCACACACCUGAUGGCUGGGGUAUACAAUCCCUUAAGUCAAACUGAAAUGCUGUUCAGUUUUGAUCUCAGAAAGCAGGCACGUGGUCUUGGUCUCAGGAUGGGGUUUUCUUUGGUGGGUUUUCCUUCUUCCCACCCCUCAGGAUGGCUCUGUGUUCUCAGGUGUGUCUGGUUGUUCCCUUGUAUGAUACAAACCACUAGAUAUGUCUAAAGCAAAGAGUGGAGAAGUGCAGAGAGAAAUAAUUCAGGUAACAUAGAACCAGUGACAGUUUUUGUGAAAGUUUUCUUCAUUAUCCUAACUCACCUGAUGAUGGCUGUAAAAAUUAUUUAAAUUCCAUCCUGGAUGUAUUGUUGCUGGUAGGGAGAUAGAUGCAGGGGAGAGUCAGGAUAUGCACAAGAUCUGAAAUAGUAUGGGACAGCCUGGAAAUGCAAAUGAAAGAUAACAAUUGUGGUUUCACUCGACCCAUCUAAUCUUUCUGUUCAGGUGGACUCCCUGCACAAGUAGCCCUGAACUCCUUUUAUAGCAAAAAGUCAAAUACCUUGAACAAUGGGAGAGGUGUAUGGGAGGCUCAUUCGUAUGUUAGGAAGGCAACCUGUGGGUUUUUGGCAUUGAUGGAAAGAAAAACUAGAUCAUGUUUCUCGUUCAUGCACUAUGAAUGUGUGAAUCCAACAUGCAAGAACACUGUUUUAUUAAACUUGUUCUCUGCUAACACAAA
Passer domesticus (house sparrow) is the source of this 1953-nucleotide messenger RNA. RefSeq lists its product as uncharacterized. NCBI's taxonomy places the organism in Eukaryota, Metazoa, Chordata, Aves, Passeriformes, Passeridae. The transcript is spliced from 3 exons. The record is from RefSeq and is a predicted model, not a curated record. The coding region runs from base 210 to 527 and encodes 105 amino acids.